AUGCUUCUUCAAUGUACUUUACUCCUCAAACAAUCAACAUCGACAAAUGUAACACAUGAAGAAUUUGUGAAAGCUACAUACAACUAUGCAACUGAUCUUGUUACUUGUUCAAGUGAAUUGAAGGAACUGUGUUCUCAAAGAAUUAAUCAAUUAAACAAAGAUCGUGAUAAUAUUUCUUUGAUUGAACCAAAGAAUCGAGCAUUUAUGGAACGUGAUCCUGGAAAAUUACAAGCCCAUUUUUCGUCAGUUGCUCAUAAAGCUUCAUAUGAACGAUAUUCCAUUUUCAAAAAUAAGUCGUGCAAUGUCGACAAUUUACUGAAUGAAAAUUGUCGAAAAGCUAAACAGCAGGAAGAAGCAAUACUUAAAAGAAAUAGAAAUAUUAUUAUUACAUUAAUUGACUCGACCAGAUUUUUGGCCCAUCCGGGAUUACCAUUUCGUAAUGAACCUGCUGAAGAAGGAAGUGCUAAACGACAUCAUAUACUUCGAGAAAAACUUAACGCUUCAGAGUUUGGUCUACUGGUUAAAAAUCUUGCAGAAACUCGUUGGACUGCUUCAUUUACUUCAUUACAUGCUGUUGAUGUUUCAUUCGAUCAGAUUAUUGAAAAUUUAACUUAUAUCAGUGAACAACUGACCGAUAAGGAAGCUAUUCAUCAAGCAAUAUGUCUCAAAAGAAAAUUAUUAUUUUUUGAAAUUAUGUCAUUAUUAUUGUUUAUGAUAAAUGUAACCCGUGUAACCUAUGCACUUACUGCUCAUUUACAAGGCAAAGAACUCGAUAUAAUCACUGUCAUUGAUGUUAUUUCUAACAGUCUGAAACUUCUUCAACAUAUGAGAAACGAUGACAAUACAAUGAUUAAUAUGAUUGAAAGAACUAUUCGACGAGCAGUAGCAUUUGAUAUAUAUGUUGAUGCUGAGUUCGAUAGACUUCAUCGACCUCGACAGCGUUCUCGACGUAUUGAUAACAAUCCUAGUACAGCUGUUAACUUAUCAAGGAAUGAAUAUUACACAGGAUUAAUGCGACAAGUACUUGAUCAAUUAUAUUCAGUUUAUAAUGAUUAUUAUAAUACAGUAAACAACAAAUUACGUCCUUUUCAUAAUGUUACACCAGCUUGUGUUACACAGUUUUCACUCAACGAUGCUGAACGAUUGUGUUCAAUUAUACCUGGUCUUUCACUUGUUACAUUUAGUCUUUUUAAACCAUAUUUUAAUAUAAAUGAAAAAGAUAAAUGUAAUUUAACUCGAAUAAUGUUAAUGAACAAAUCAUCUUCUGUUCGUUCAAGGGUACUUGAACAUUCUUAUGAUUAUUUAGAUAUAUCAAAUUAUACUUCAAUAUCUUCGAAUCUUACAUCACUUCAUUUACGUAUAUAUGGUACAUCUUCAACUGUAACUCUUUAUUUAAUUUUAUCAAUUUUUCGUGUUUGUCAUGGAAUUCGACAUUUAGGCUUAACACUACAACACAAAUAUUCAGUUGAAAAUAAUAAUAUCAAUGCUCCAAUUUCAACACAAUCUUUUAAUGAUAAGGACUAUCCCAUAUUAUCGCUAGUGAUAUCUUUCAAUUUAAUAAUAUAUGUUAUAUGUGAUAUUUAUUCAAUUGCUUAUAUUUUACGUUGUAUGCCUAAUCUUAAUCGUUUUAAUUUUACUCUUGCGUCACUAAUGACAUCAUUGCCAUAUUAUCGUGAAUUGCUUAAUGGUUUUGUGUGGCAACAAGUAUUAAAACGUUAUGUUUGA
This is a messenger RNA of Rotaria sp. Silwood1, 1725 nucleotides long. Lineage: Eukaryota; Metazoa; Rotifera; Eurotatoria; Philodinida; Philodinidae. The record is from the annotation of a GenBank genome assembly.